Messenger RNA from Aureobasidium musti, 1281 nucleotides. NCBI's taxonomy places the organism in Eukaryota, Fungi, Ascomycota, Dothideomycetes, Dothideales, Saccotheciaceae. The record is from the annotation of a GenBank genome assembly.
AUGCACGACAAAGCAGAGCAGUCCGAAGAGGACUUGAACUUCAUGAACUUGCCGCCAUUCCCUGACGAUGUGCCCACAGCGCCACUUCUCCGAAUAAGUCUGCGCAAACUCACUGAAGGCGACCAAGAGGAAACUAAACAGCUAUGGAAAGCUUGCUGCGAGCUUGGCUUCUUCUAUCUCGACCUUCGUAGUGUCUCGGACAAUGAUGAAAACCGCCCAACGUCUCCUGCAGUGGGAGGCUCCACCGAGAACGUCUGGCAAGAGAGUGUCAGAGCCGAUUCGGCCAACGGACAUGAUGAGUAUAGUGCUCAAGCCAAAGAUGACAACUUUGGAGACCUCAAUGUUAACAUCGACGGCGAACAAUUGCUCCAAGAUGCCGAGAAUCUGUUCAGAGUCGGCAAAAGUGUAUUUGACCUGCCUGUCGAAGAAAAGGUCAAGUACGAUCUGAAGGACCAAGGAAGCUACUUUGGCUAUAAGGGAUAUGGCCAAGGUGUCAUCGAUGCUGAAGGGACGAAAGAUAGAAAUGAGUUCUAUAAUGCAAGAAACACCUUGACCUUCAGAGCAACAGUCGCUGAUACCUUUUCCAGGNUUUCGAAGGACGACAUCCUAGGACUCUCCGAGCCCCUGCCGGCACCUGAGCUUCUGAAUCCACAUCGAGACUUGCUCAGGUCUUUCAUGCAACAAUCUCACGCUCUUGUGAACUUACUGUUGGAUCUGUUGAACCAUCAACUAGGUCUUCCACACGACAAACUGUCGUCUUUGCACAGACUGGCAUCAGCCUCUGGCGAUCAAGUUCGCUGGGUACAUGCACCACCUCAGCCGAUGGACGACCGGAAAAUAUCACUAGGCCAGCAUACUGAUUUUGGAAGCGUCACAAUCCUGUUCAAUCGACUAGGAGGACUGCAGGUCUUGCCGCCAAAUUCAGAUGAGUGGUGUUACGUCAAACCACUAAGGGGGCAUGCCGUCAUCAACUUGGGCGAUGCUAUGGUCAAAUUCAGUGCCGGCAUCUUGCGGUCAAACAUCCAUCGCGUCAUCAACCCUCCAGGUCAGCAAGCUGACCAUACACGGAUGAGCUUGGUGUAUUUCGCCAGACCAGCAGAUGAUGUGAUACUGAAAGCGUUGAACGGAAGCACCUUAAUCGACGAGAGGAGGCGACAGAACCCAGAUGAGCUCGACGAACAAGAGAUCACGAGCAAAGAGUGGAUACUGCGCAGAGCAUUGGGUCGACGACAAGGAGGGGAUUGGACAAAAGCUGGAGGAACAGAGAAUGGACGCGUUUGA